Molecule: messenger RNA, 3870 nt
Organism: Aspergillus ruber CBS 135680
Lineage: Eukaryota; Fungi; Ascomycota; Eurotiomycetes; Eurotiales; Aspergillaceae
Exons: 10
Coding region: 1-3870 (1289 amino acids)
Biological process (GO): mRNA splicing, via spliceosome; regulation of DNA-templated transcription
Cellular component (GO): Prp19 complex; spliceosomal complex
Molecular function (GO): histone acetyltransferase activity
Source: RefSeq, a predicted model, not a curated record
AUGCCCGUUGUCAAAGGAGGCGUCUGGACGAACAUCGAAGAUGAAGUUCUACGUGCAGCGGUUUCGAAAUACGGUUUAAACCAAUGGGCGCGAGUCUCGUCCCUCCUAGCUCGAAAGACACCGAAACAAUGCAAAGCGCGAUGGAUUGAAUGGCUGGACCCCGGUAUCCGCAAGGUUGAGUGGUCGAGAGAGGAGGAUGAAAAGCUUCUGCACCUAGCGAAAUUGAUGCCAACACAAUGGCGAACUAUUGCACCGAUCGUUGGUCGUACGGCGACACAAUGCCUAGAGCGGUAUCAGAAGCUGUUGGAUGAAGCUGAGGCUCGUGAAAACGAUGAGCUGGGUCUUGGUGGUCCAUCUGGCGCAGAGGCGGCUGCACCGAGUGCAGACGAAGUCCGACGCUUGAGACCCGGCGAACUCGACCCUGACCCCGAGUCGAAGCCCGCUCGCCCCGACACGAUUGACCUUGACGAAGAUGAGAAGGAAAUGCUGAGUGAGGCGCGUGCACGUCUGGCAAACACACAGGGAAAGAAAGCGAAGCGUAAGGCCAGAGAACGACAACUCGAGGAAUCCCGCAGACUUGCAGUGCUUCAGAAACGUCGUGAACUCAAGAAUGCCGGUAUCAAUAUCAAAGUUGUCACACGCAAGAAAGGCGAGAUGGAUUACAACGCCGAUAUUCCUUUUGAGAAACCGGCGGCGCCUGGGUUUUACGAUACCAUCGAGGAAGAUGUCAAGAAUGAGCGGCAACGAGAGAUGUUUGAUCCUCGCAAGCAGCAGCUCGCCAAUAAGCGAAAGGGAGACCAAGAUGAAGACGCGGAACGAAAGAAAAGGAAAGGCGACAAGAAUAGCAAUUCCAGCGCUUUCGCCGCGGCAGCUCGAGCUGGUCAGAUGCAGAAGAUUCGUGAGGCGGAGCAAAGCAGUAAGAGACGAGUUCUCAACCUGCCAGCUCCCCAGGUCAGCGAAGGGGAGAUGGAAGAUAUCAUUAAGAUGGGAAUGGCCGGAGAUAAAGCUACUAAAAUGUCGGGGGACGAAGAGACUACCAAGGGCUUGCUUGGAAACUACACCAGCAUCGUUGGCCAAACACCGAUCAGGACACCACGGGCCCCUCCGGAGGAAGACCACAUUGCGAACGAGAUUCGGAAUAUUAGAGCAUUGACUGAAACACAAUCAUCAUUACUUGGUGGAGAGAACACCCCUCUCCAUGAAGGAGGAUCUUCUACUGGGUUUGAUGGCAUCGCCCCUCGAAAGCAGGAAAUCUUCACACCUAAUCCCAUGGCAACUCCCUUCCGGCAGGCGAACGCCGUCGGCGCCACGCCAAUUGGGGGUAGAGCUGGCCCCGGGGCGACACCGUUACGAACUCCUAGGGAUCACUUUGCCCUUAACCAAGAUGGCGGUGGGCAGCUCAUCGGCGCCACACCGAGAGACAUCAAAAUGCACGAUAGGUCUGUGCGUACCGAUAUUCGCAGCAAACUGGCUUCUCUGCCCAAGCCAAAGGAAACAGAGUGGGAACUGGAAGAGCUUCCCUCGGAGCAGGCAGAACCAACCGGUGCGGCAGAGUUCGUGUCAGAAGAGGAUGCAGCAGAGCGUGACAGAAGGCAAAACGAGGCGCGUGAGAAGGCCGCUCAAGCUGAGCUGAAACGCCAAUCCCAGGUCUAUCAGCGGGCACUGCCACGACCAAGUGUUCUUGACAUCGAUGCGCUGAUGGAGCGGGCCUCGCACGCUACCGAUACUAUCACUGGUCUUAUUACUAGAGAAGCCGCGCUUCUUAUUGCUCACGACGCACGCAAAUUUCCUGUCCCCGGUGCUAAAAUCGAAGGAAAGGCGAAGAAGUUGCAGCGUCUUGACGACCAGUUACUCGAUUCCGCUCGCGCAGCCAUUGCAGCUGAAUUGACUUCAUCUCAAUCAGAAAAACAAGAGGAAUGGCAAGACAACUUCGAAACGUCUUGGUCAUCGUCACAUGACAACGCUCUCCCAGGCCUCUCCAACUAUGCGGAUGACGAGGAAGAUGAUGUGUUCCAGCAAGAGCAGCGCAUGAUCGGCGCAUUCGACAAUGUACAGACAUCUUUGCUUAGUACCGCAGAACUAGGCAAUAAAUUGGAAAAGAAGCUUGCCCUUCACUAUGGUGGAUAUCAAAACCGUGCAAAGACGCUUCGAACCAAGAUUAUCGAAGCCAGUGCAGCCUUGGAGAAGUCCAAGAAUGAUCUCGAUUCGUUCAAUACUCUUCAGGUCUCGGAAGAGGCAGCGCUUUUUAGGCGACUUGAGAAGCUUCGGGACGAUGUCGCGUUCGUCCUGAGAAGGGAGCGUGAAGCUCAGGAAUUGUAUAGGGCACGGAAAGACGAGCUUGAUGAGCUUAUUUUUAGAGAAGAACCACCAGUCACGAUGGGCGUUAGAGAUUCCCAUGGGGAACCGACGGGGACGCCAGAUCCCGUCGAGAAGGGGUUCGCCACGCUUAAUACCAUCAGGAUCGGUGUGAAGGCCAUGGUGCAGAAGGAUGGUGAAUUACGGAAGGCAGAGAUUUUGUCGAUUAAGCAACGCAAGGAUGGGCUGGCCUUCUACGUCCAUUAUGUCGACUUCAACAAACGUCUGGAUGAAUGGAUUGCCGCGUCGAGAAUCGACCUAGCACAUGAAGUCGAAUGGCCACAACCAGAGAAACCAGAGAAAAAGAAGACCGGCGCAGCCACCAAAGCACCAAGCAAGAAUCCGCAAAAGCGCGCCAGAACCGACAGCCGAGAUAUUUCAGCAGCUCCCGAUCUCCUCACAGGUAAGAACGUGAACAUUUCCAAGCCACAGCGACCAUCAAAGGCCGGUGGGAAGGAAAAUGUCAUGGAAGAUAUCCAACCGGAAGCAGAUGGACUCCCUAAGACAGAGCCCGAUGAUGUCGACAUGACAGACGUCGGCUUCUCUGAUACCAAGGCCGAGGAACAGAAAGCGUCUAUGUCCCGAGAACAAGAGAUUGAGAGGCUGCGUACAAGCGGUAGCAUGACACAAAACCCAACCGAGAUCCACCGCGUCCGUAACCUGAACAGACUACAAAUGGGCAAGUUCGAGAUCGAGCCAUGGUACUUCUCACCAUAUCCAGCCUCAUACUCCGACGCAGACAUGGUCUAUAUCGACGAGUUCUGUCUAAGCUACUUCGACAACCAACGCGCCUUCGAACGACACCGUGCAAAAUGCACCCUCGUCCACCCCCCAGGAAACGAAAUUUAUCGCGACGAUUACAUCUCCUUCUUCGAAGUCGACGGCCGCCGCCAACGAACCUGGUGCCGAAACCUCUGUCUCCUAAGCAAGCUAUUCCUCGACCACAAAACACUCUACUACGAUGUCGACCCCUUCUUAUUCUACUGCAUGUGCACCCGCGACGAAACUGGCUGCCGACUGGUCGGCUACUUCUCCAAGGAAAAGGACUCCGCAGAGGGCUACAACUUGGCUUGUAUCCUGACCCUCCCGCAGUACCAGCGUCGCGGUUUCGGUCGACUCCUCAUCUCAUUCAGCUACGAGCUGAGCAAGCGAGAAGGCAAACUCGGUUCUCCUGAAAAACCACUGAGUGAUCUUGGUCUAUUGGGUUACCGGCAGUAUUGGCGAGAAACGCUUGUGGAGAUUCUCACGGAAGAGGAUCGAGAGUCAAUUAGUGAGAAUGAACUUGCGCUGGUGACGUCGAUGACGGAGAAAGACGUUCACGAGACAUUGGUUGUGUUCAACAUGCUUCGGUACCAUAAAGGAAAUUGGGUCAUCGUUCUGACCGACUACGCCCUCGACGAACACAAGAAACGCAUAGAGAAAGAGAAGAUCAAGGGAUCGCGGAAGAUCGAUCCCGCUCGUCUCCAGUGGAAGCCUCCAGUUUUUACCGCGUCCAGCCGGACAUGGAACUGGUGA